AUGGCUCACGGUACCUUGACUUUGUCUUAUCUUUUUUCUGAAACGCCGCAACCUUAUUUAAGAAUUAGGAAGUAGGGUGUGGGAGGGGACAUCAAGGAAAAGAGAACUCAGCAGGAGUGGUGAACAUGGAAACUGUGAACUGAUACGAGGGUUUUGGGUAUCCCCCAACCAAAUAAUUUUUGUAUUUUUGAACUUCAAUGCUUUGGUGUCCCUGCAUUUAUUUCCCACCUAAACAGACUGAAUGUUUUAUGAUUUGCACUAUGUUCAAUGUUAAUACUCAGUCUUAAAAUUAUAGAGCCAAUCCUAGAUGAUGAUAAAAAUCUGCUUUACCGCGGUUAGAAUCAAACCCCUGAACAAGGUUGCAGGUUCGAUUUCAAACACGGGUUCGACUCCAACCGCGGUUCGAUUCCAACCACGGUCAAGCAGAUUCCCCAGCUUGCCCGGUGUGGGUCACAGGUUCAAUUCCAACUGCGGGAAAGCAGAUUUUGGCUUGCCCACUACAUUAAAUCAUUGCAAAAAAAUCAUGACAUUAUUUAUAUUAAUUACUAUGAUCACUAAUAUUGCUAUUAUUAUGAUUAACUACUAACUAUUAACUACAACAUUUUCAGUAGUGACAGAUACAAGCAGAGAAAUACACUAAAGUAAGCUGCCUGCAAUGUUUAGUUAAGGGAAUAUUAAAGCACUCUUCUGAACUAAGCUAUUCAUGUGCUUCCUUGAUGUAUGAACAACCAAAAGCCUAACCCUAUUAAAAGCUAGAGAAAGUCCUGCUCUUCAUUUUUUGCAUGUAUUUUAGACAAAACGGACCAUUGAUGAUGGGGGAGGGAGUUGAUAGCACACAUUUUCGAAAAAUGGCUUAUGGGUAAAACAGAGGAACACAAGGACAUUGAUUUUAUACAUAGUUUUAUAUCUCCUGACAAAAAUAAACAGUAAACAAUUUGAUGGAUUUUAAGGUGGCUCGCUACAGUUUAUCGAAAUGUUGAAAAUGCGUAAACUAGAUCACUUUUUUGAAGAGAUGAUGCUCUUUACAAAUCGAAAUUUGUAUAUUAUAUAUACAGCGACAAUCAAACAGUCUAAAAUUGGUCAGAAAAGUGACGUCACCACUGUUGCUAUGGCAACAAUGACGAUUCAAGAUGGCCGAUAUUUUGGCUUUGAAUGCAUUUUACUUUAAAAAAGGUCGGUUACCCCAAUUUUUUAUUUCAGAAAACAUUUUCUUAUAGUGCAAUGCACUAUUCUGACCAAUUUUUUUAGAGGCUAAAUUGGUUCGAACUUCGGCUAAACGCGUAUUUAAUCGGAACGUCAAGAAAUUAGUCGACUCUAUUAACUCUAAAGAUACGGCUGCAUUAAUCGAGAGUAGAUUUAAAGAUUUGAAGCAGCUCUGGGAUGACGUCCAACGGAAGCACGAAGGGUAUAUAGAAUCGCUGGAAAAUUCGAAGACGACUUAUGAUGUUGAGCAAGAGGAUGGAUGGAUUGAUGAAAUGGAUAAAGUUUAUGAUGACGUGUUACGGCAAAAGUUGGCAUACUUUGAGACCGUAGAAGACCGUAAAUUUCUAAAGAGAAAAGAAGAUCGAAUUCGUAAGAAAGAGGGCGAUAAAGCUAUUUUUCGAGCUGAACAAGCCCGCAAAGUUGAAGAAAUCGCAUUUAGACAAGACGUGGAAAAUCUAGAAGAGGCAUUAGCUGCAGAGAUAGACAAACCCAAUCCGGCAGCAUCAAUGCUUGAAACGGCAAGAACUGAGCUAAAAAGACAACUUGAAGAGUGUAAAAGGGUUAAUGGUGAAUAUGUUCUGCUACUUGAUGCUGAGACAGCUGGUGAUGAGAUAGCUUGGUUCACGAGUCUCCAAAAGAUUUAUUCGCAAAUAUCUAAAAAAAUCGGCGACGUUAUUCAACGGAAAGUGAUACCAUAG
Paramuricea clavata is the source of this 1901-nucleotide messenger RNA. The record is from the annotation of a GenBank genome assembly. Lineage: Eukaryota; Metazoa; Cnidaria; Anthozoa; Malacalcyonacea; Plexauridae.